GAAGCCCCCUCCUGUAGGGACAGCUCAGAAUGGUGGAGUCCAGUCCCUCCCCGAGUGAGGGUUUCCACUAGCACAAUAGAUCAUUUUCAUCCCCCAAACCGAACACCCUCCUGCUCAACUGGCAUUAUUCCUAAAGUGGCUUCACUGUUCAGACUCAACAGCCACGGGAGCCAAAGUGAUGAGCGGAGAAGAACAGAGCAGUCAGGAGAGAUCUUGUUCCCUGUAGGAAACUGGACAUCUCUGUGGUCCUGAGCAUCCCAGGAGGCCGAUUGUACAGAGACCUCUGGUCGCUGACCCCAGUCUCCCUCCAUAUCCCUGGAAUAGCCCAUCAUGGGCCCUUCACCCUUGGCAGGUGGACACUAUUCAACCUGCUGGGGCAGGAUGGUAAUCGUAGAGGAUGCAGAUAGUUUGUGGGCACAGGAGCGAGAGAAUAUCAUCAUGAACUAUGAGAAGGGACACCGAGCCGGGCUGCCCGAGGACAUGGGGCCUGAGCCUGUUGGAAUCUACAACAACAUUGAUCGCUUUGGAAUUCUGCAUGAGACAGAGCUGCCUCCUGCCACUGCUCGGGAGGCGAAGCAAAUGCGGCGGGAGAUAACACGAAAGAGCAAGUGGAUGGAAAUGCUGGGACAAUGGGAGACAUAUAAGAACAGUGAAAAGCUGAGAGAUCGAGUAUAUAAGGGCAUUCCCAUGAACAUCCGGGGCCAAGUGUGGUCAGUCUUGCUGAACAUACAGGAAGUCAAGUCGAAAAACCCCAGAACAUACAAGGUCAUGAAGGAGAAGGGCAAGAGGUCAUCUGAACACAUCCACCAGAUCGAUGUGGACAUGAGCAGGACAUUAAGGAAUCACAUCUUCUUCAGGGAUCGAUACGGAACCAAGCAGCGGGAACUAUUCUACAUCCUCCUGGCAUAUUCGGAGUAUAACCCGGAGGUGGGCUACUGCAGGGACCUGAGCCACAUCGCGGCCUUGUUCCUCCUUUAUCUGCCUGAGGAGGAUGCAUUCUGGGCACUGGUGCAGCUGCUGGCCAGGGAGAGGCACUCCCUGCAGGGUAGGAUUCCACAGCCAAAUGGCGGGACAGUCCAGGGACUCCAAGACCAUCAGGAGCAUGUGGUCCCUACGUCACAACCCAAGACCAUGUGGCAUCUGGACAAGGAAGGUCUUUGCGUGCAGGAUUCCUCCUUAGGCUGGCUUCUCCAGAUAUUGAAUGACGGGAUCUCUCUUGGGCUCAUCCUGCGCCUGUGGGAUGUGUAUUUGCUGGAAGGAGAACAAGUGUUGAUGCCGAUGACAAGAAUUGCCUUUAAAGUUCAGCGGGAGUAAGUCUACAUGUGCCCA
Messenger RNA from Macaca mulatta (Rhesus monkey), 1329 nucleotides. NCBI's taxonomy places the organism in Eukaryota, Metazoa, Chordata, Mammalia, Primates, Cercopithecidae. The record is from RefSeq and is a predicted model, not a curated record.